This is a messenger RNA of Nicotiana attenuata, 925 nucleotides long. RefSeq lists its product as uncharacterized. The transcript has 6 exons. NCBI's taxonomy places the organism in Eukaryota, Viridiplantae, Streptophyta, Magnoliopsida, Solanales, Solanaceae. The record is from RefSeq and is a predicted model, not a curated record. The coding region runs from base 223 to 735 and encodes 170 amino acids.
GAUGAAAGUUGAAAGUGGAGAGUACAUUCACUCUCCCUUGAGCGCGUGGCGAAACCAAGCAAAGUAUCACAAAUCAAUCAAUUAAUCAAAAUCCUCGUUGGAUCUCUCCUAGUUGCAGAGUUUAUAGACGCACAAAAGACAUGCUCAGCUGAGAAUAUCACCGGAAGUUCACAGUAAACAGGCGGAGGCGGCGCGUGACUGUUGUUGAAUACCAAAGCGGAGAUGCCGGAACAUCCUGCUACUGACUUAUCUGCCACCGACAAUAUUGGAACUGUCAAACGCUAUGCCCCUCCCAAUCAGCGGAAUCGUUCACUCGGCAGGCGAAAAUCUGGAGGAGAUCGACUUGAACGAGCUAACAGCUACGCUAGUGAUGGAGAGAAGAACCAAAUCAGUGUCUCUAGUUCUGUAUCUACUGUAGCUGAUGCAAGUGGUGUCAAUCGAGCGAAUGAGUAUCCUCCAGCAAGGUUAAUACCGCUACAAGGAUGUGGUACAAGUGAAGCUUUUCAGCUACUGAAUGAUCGCUGGGCGGCUGCUCUGAAUGCUCACAACAAUUUACCAGAUGAUUCUAUUGAAAGGCCAGUCAUGUACACGAAAAGAUCACCCUGGGGGCAAGCAAUGCUUCCACAUCAAUUAAUGUCACAAGCAGGAGCUGGAUCUUCUACUGGGUCACACAAGGAUUUUUUAAGUGAACUUCGGGUGGCAAUGCUCAGUGCAAAUGCCAUUUCUGAUGCCUAAUUAUUACCCAUCAAAUGUCCAAAACUAAGUUAUGCAGUUUCAGAAAUCUUUGCACUGCAAUGUGUUAGAUACCUCUUGUAAGCUAUCAUCAAUGCUGAAUAACUACUUGAUAUUUAAUCUGUUUGAGAAAGACAAUGUGUAUCAUUAAAUUGGCAAUUCUGCACCCUUCCACAUUUCUGUCUUUACGUUA